AUGAUAUUCCACAUGUGCAAAUUGUAUAUUGCUGUAGUGAUUUUAUGCACAUUAAGCAUAAUGAAAAUUGAAUCAGCCACAUUUGCAGUACCAAUUGAGUUUGACGAGACAGGACAAAUGUAUGUUAACGUGGACGGAAUGGAUAUUUCACUCAACUCUAAUGGUAUAUUGAAAAUGAAGAACAGACAUUGUACUACAACAAUUUCGUUAGCAUCACCAAGUGAAGUAGAAAUAGCAACUCGAUCUGGAUAUCGUGAAGGUUCUAGCCUAUGUAUGCCAGUGCAAUCAUCGCAAUCUCAGGAAGCAAUUAAUGAAGACGGAAUAACUACAACACGAAUGUAGAAAUCGUUUAUUGUAUACAACGGAAAAGUUGGCUCUUUUUUAUCUCAUCAUCGACUGUGCUUGAUUUUUUGUUAAACUCAUUAGAUUAAAUUAUAAUUCUCAGCAUCA
Molecule: messenger RNA, 450 nt
Organism: Schistosoma haematobium
Lineage: Eukaryota; Metazoa; Platyhelminthes; Trematoda; Strigeidida; Schistosomatidae
Exons: 3
Coding region: 1-342 (113 amino acids)
Source: RefSeq, a predicted model, not a curated record